UAUCGCCCAUCUCAAAUGUGCAGAAUUUGUGGGCGUCAAAAAUGCAUGUCAAUGGAAAUGGAAACGAUGCAUCGCGCACUGUGGAAUUCGUCUACAAAUACAAAGAUUAUGAGCAAAAGGAUUGUGUGGCGAGAUUGGACAUAAAGUUUCCGUUCGACGAUGAAGAUCUUGAGGAGCUGGUCACCCAACUGCUUUCCCAAAUGGAUCCCAUGAUGCGGCUACUGGAUGAGAAUAUAAAUUUGGAAAAAGAGCUGCAGUCUUUUGUGGACCGGGAACACCAGCUGUUCUUGGAUGACCAUGCAGAAAAGCUGCUAAAUCAACUGGCCAACGAGGAAAUUGACUUGGAGGCCAUAGUAAGGGAUACAGAACGAUGGUAUAAAGAUGAAUUGCUGCAAUUUGCCGAUCGAGUCGGCCCUAGCGACGAGGACAUCUUUGCACAGAGCUUUCAUCGCCUGGUGCACUCCUCCUCGCUGGAGGAGAUCCUAAAACGAGAGCGAGCCUAUGCCAAGGUAAUUGGCGACAUGACCGAACACAUGGACAGCGAAGUAGAGACUCUGAAUAAUUCGCAGCAGCAGGAGAUGGACAGUCAAAUCAAUCAGCUGGAUAUAACCACCACAUCCGAAGAUAUAAACAAUCUCUUGGCCCAGCAAUACACAACUCAGAACUUUGUACGCAAGCGCUACGAAUCCGAACUCGAGGCCAUGAUGGGUCAUCAGAAGAAUGAGUAUCGCGACUGGAUCACCAGUCAAGUGGGACAAAUAUAUCAGGUUUCACCAGUGUCCACGCCACUGGGCAAUCGAUCGUCAAUGUUUGUGUCUCAGCAGCCUUCGAUGGAGGAGAGUUUCACAAUACAUUUGGGAUCGCAGCUCAAGCAUAUGCACAAUAUACGCAUCCUAAGUGCCAAUGUGACGGAACUGUGCAGUCCACUGCAUGCUGAGGAGAGCCUUAAUGGCCUGAACAUGGCCUUGGGCCUGUAUUCCAGUUCUCUCUGCGGCGUCGUGGUCCUAACCCCAUCCAUCCAAGCUCAGGCGAAUAAGAACAUCAUCAAAAAUGCCAACAAAUCGACAGAAUUUCACUUUGAGCAAAUGGAUGCGCAGCUGGAGAAGAUUGAGAAACAGAUUCGAGCUCUCGAUACCAAUACCGAUACGACAAGUAGUGGCAGCGGAAGCGGCAGCAGUAUGGAAGGCAGUGUAGAGGGAAGUGCGGAAGGUGGUAGUGCCCAAUCUUCGCCAAUUAAAAGGCAUGUGCCAAGGCUAAAGACUGGUGAUUUCUUUGUGACCAAACACUCAAAUCUCUCGCAAUCACAUGUCAUCUUUCAUUUGAUCUCGGACGAGCCCAUCAAUAGUCCCAGUGAGAUAAAUUCCCGCCAUCCAGUUAUACUUGGUCUGCGAAACAUUCUAAAGACAGCCAGUCGUCAUGACAUAACCACACUGACCAUUCCUGCCCUGCUGCGGCAUGAGAUGAGCGAGGACAUGACCGUCCAGUGGUGCAUACGACGUGCCGAAUUGGUUUUCAAAUGCGCCAAAGGAUUCAUGAUCGAAUCAGCCUCCUGGGGUGGAGCAGAACUCAGUACUCUUCAAUUGCUUCUGCCCGAUGAUAUAUCCGAGAGCCUCUUCACCACAUUGGCGGGGAUGGUGCCAAAUGUUUUCCGUGUGGCGAAUCCCAAAAUACUUGUCGAUAAUAACAACAAGUUGUAAUCUGCGGCUAUAUAGACUACCUACCCAUAUCUAUAUUUAUUUACAUACAUAUAUAUUCUCCCAACCGACUCAAAUAUAUUCCAUUUUCUUUUUUAUUAUGAA
Messenger RNA from Drosophila willistoni, 1799 nucleotides. Its product is annotated as protein C12orf4 homolog. Bases 42 to 1697 code for a protein of 551 amino acids. The transcript is spliced from 3 exons. NCBI's taxonomy places the organism in Eukaryota, Metazoa, Arthropoda, Insecta, Diptera, Drosophilidae. The record is from RefSeq and is a predicted model, not a curated record. Gene Ontology annotation, cellular component: cytoplasm.